AUGAAGCUGGGCCCGCAGACCUUUGUCAUGGUCGGGAAGCUCGACAUGGCGCGGGAUCUGCUCGACAAGCGCAACGCCAUCUACAGCUCGCGACCGCGCGCCCCCAUGGUGUCCGAGUGCGUGUCCAAGGGCUACCGCACCCUGUUUCUGCCCUACGGCGACAAGUGGCGGUCCUACCACAGGCUCCACGCCUCGGUGCUCAACAUGCGCAUGUCGCAGACGUACCGUCCGAUCCACGACAUCGAGAGCCGCCAGAUGCUGCUCGAGCUCACCAAGCCCGAUGCCGGAGAGCGGUUCCCCUUCUACUUCUUCCGUUACUCGGCCAGCCUCAUCUUCAGUCUCGCCUACGGCAUCCGGCUGCCCAAGGGGACAGAGCCUGAGGCCCAAGCCGUCGAGCACAUCAUGCACGAGCUGAACUGGGUGUUCCUGCACAAUUGGCUCGUCGACAUGAUGCCGUGGCUCAACGUGCUGCCCAAAGUGCUCGCGCCGUGGAAGCGCAUCGCCGACAAGAUGCACGAUUUCGAGAAGGCGUUCCUGUCUAAGGUCAUCGCCGAGGGCGAGGGCAAGCCGGGCUGGAACUGGACCAAGAGCGUGCUGGCGUCCAAGGACGGUAAGCGCAUGUCGCGCACCGAGGUGGGCUACAUCAUCGGCAACCUGUACGAGGCCGGAAGCGACUCGUCGGCUGUGAGCAUGGCCGUCCUGGUCAUGGCCGCCAUACUCUACCCCAAAAUGGCGAGCAAGGCCCAGGAAGAGCUGGACCGGGUGGUGGGGCCCGACCGCAUGCCGACGUUUGACGACCUGGACAAUCUGCCCUUCAUCCACGCCAUCGUCAAGGAGCUCCUCCGAUGGCGCCCCGUGACGCCCGGCGGCGUCCCGCACGCCGUCAUCGAGGACGACGAGUACAUGGGCUACCGCAUCCCGAAAGGGACCGUCAUCCUGCCAAAUUACUGGGCUCUGGCCAUGGAUCCCGACACGUUCGAGGACCCCGAGCAGUUCAUCCCGGAGCGGUGGAUUGAGAAUCCGGACGUGCCCGUGUUCUCGUUUGGGUUUGGGAGGAGGGUCUGUACUGGACGGCACAUUGCCAUGAACUCGCUGCUGAUCACCACGGCGCGGUUGCUGUGGGCGUUCAACAUUGGGCACGCGUACGAGGUCAAGGACGGCGUCAAGGUGCAGUGUCCUGUCGACCCCAAUGCGUACACCAGCACCUUCAACUCGUCGCCCGAGCCCUUCAAGGCGUCUUUUGUCCCGCGCAGUGCCAAAGUGCUCGAGGUUAUGAACCACGAGUGGGCGUCUGCUGAGAAGGAUCACUUGGUCCAUCUGGAGCAUCUCCAGAUCAAGCUAGAGAAUGCUGCCAAGGAGGAAAAGGCUGCCGAGGAGGAAAAGGCUACUUCAUGA
Messenger RNA from Lasiosphaeria miniovina, 1395 nucleotides. RefSeq names its product putative cytochrome P450. The coding region runs from base 1 to 1395 and encodes 464 amino acids. Gene Ontology annotation, molecular function: iron ion binding; oxidoreductase activity, acting on paired donors, with incorporation or reduction of molecular oxygen; heme binding. The transcript is spliced from 2 exons. NCBI's taxonomy places the organism in Eukaryota, Fungi, Ascomycota, Sordariomycetes, Sordariales, Lasiosphaeriaceae. The record is from RefSeq and is a predicted model, not a curated record.